AUGGCAUCAUUAAGCGGCCAAACGUAUCAAGAGGAAUUGUUUUCGAUGGUAGAAGAGCCGAAUUAUUAUAAUCAACAGGGUGAAAUUUCUGCAUUUUUUUCUGGAAAAAAAAUUUUUAUAACAGGAGGCUUAGGAUUUAUAGGAAGGCUCAUAAUGGAAAAACUUUUGAGUAACUUAAUUUGCGAUAUAAUUCCUGCCGACUACGUUAUCAAUAACAUUAUUGCUGCAGCAUGGGACGUUGCACAGAAACGGUCCAUAUCACAGAGUGUUAAUCUUUGCAGCAAAGAUAACAAGUAUUUACCCGAUUACGAUGAGAUUCCAGUUUAUAAUUCUGUUUCCUCCGUUCAAAGACCAAUUACCUGGGGUAUUGUAGAAAAUUAUUUAAGAAAAAGCGGAUUAGAUGUUCCAUGGAAAAAAACAUUAUGGUACUACUCCUUAUGGUUGAACAAGUAUUAUUAUUUCCAUAUUUUUUUGGCAUUUUUUUUGCACUGGAUACCAGCAAUUAUAGUGGACACCUUAUUAUAUCUCAGUGGAAGAAAGCCAAUAUUGCUUAACAUCUAUAGAAAAAUAAAUAAGUUUAAAAGUGUAAUUUCCUCUUUUACAACUAACGAAUGGGAAUUUACAAACGAUAAUGUCUUGAAGUUAUGGGACAAAUUAUCUGUGGUCGAUAAAAGUAAUUUCUUCUUUAAUGUUGCUGAUAUUGAUUGGCAAUGUUUUUCUAUUACUUACAUGAGGGGAGUUCGAGUAUUUUUGGUUAAAGAGCCGAUGGAUACGGUUGAAGAAUCAAGACCUUUUUAUAGAAGGUUGAAAAUAGCUCAUUAUACGUUGAAGUGGUCUAUUUAUGUUCUUAUUCUCUGGAUUUUAUAUUCUUUAUUAUUUGCAAGUAAUCCACAAAUGAAAUUCCUUUCGCAUCCCAAAAAACUGAUGCUAACACUUUCUUUGCCGAUUUCUGGACACGAACUCGUUUCGGAGCCUAAGAACCAGAUUCACACCACUCUUUUGAUUCUUGUUUUGAUUCAAGAUCAUGGUGAUAGACCCAAGUCUCAUCCAUAG
Molecule: messenger RNA, 1053 nt
Organism: Polistes dominula (European paper wasp)
Lineage: Eukaryota; Metazoa; Arthropoda; Insecta; Hymenoptera; Vespidae
Product: fatty acyl-CoA reductase wat-like
Biological process (GO): long-chain fatty-acyl-CoA metabolic process
Cellular component (GO): peroxisome
Molecular function (GO): alcohol-forming very long-chain fatty acyl-CoA reductase (NADP+) activity
Source: RefSeq, a predicted model, not a curated record